This is a messenger RNA of Oppiella nova, 1950 nucleotides long. The record is from the annotation of a GenBank genome assembly. Lineage: Eukaryota; Metazoa; Arthropoda; Arachnida; Sarcoptiformes; Oppiidae.
AUUAAUAUUACUAUAUAAUUUAUGAAAAGUAUACAAAAUUCCUGGAUAAGUUUACCUCUACCUUACCAGGGUCACUUAAUUAUGGAUUCAAUCCAUUCGUCGCCAAUCAGUAUAAGACUUGUGACAACUCAGGCAAUUGAAGCACCGGAUUAUGAAACGAGUGCUCAAUCUGACAGUGUUUGCGAGGAUAGAGACGACUUAACAUCGAUGGACAUCACCACCACUUGCUCUGAAUCUCUCGAUAAUUGUCUCAAUAAUAACAGUUGCGGCGAUAUAUCCAACGAAAGCGACAUUUAUUCAAAUUAUAGAAAUAAUCUAAAUAUAAGUAAUAAGAAUAAUGCCAACGAUCUGCUGGAUGCUAAGAUAUCGUCAAACAUUAUGCCAAACAAGUGUCAUAUGAUGUCGAAAAACUUUUUGAAUGAAACCAAACAACAGAACUCGUCGGACAUUGAGUCCCAGAAUAGACUAUUGAGACGAAAGAAGUCUUUGAUGUAUAGGUGGUACUCAUCGUCCAGGAAAGAGCCCAUAAGACUGUCAAUCCUGGGCCGACCCAUUCCUCUGCACCGAUUGCGGAAUGACAUCACCUUUUAUAAGGAAAAGGUUGCGAUCUAUAACUUCUUGCAGAGACCACAAGGAAUCGUUGCCAUCAGUUAUCAUGUAUUCGUCUCAUUAGUUGUCUUCGUUUGUCUCCUUUUGACGGUCUUCUCAACCAUUUCAGUUGUCUUCGUUUGUCUCCUUUUGACGGUCUUCUCAACCAUUUCAGUUUACUGCUUCACAACUAUGAAGUUUAUGCGACAAAUGGGUUGCGAUAUAUGGAUGCAUUGGUUGCGGCCCUAUUUAGCUCAGAAUUUGUGGCCAGACUAUGGAGCUCUUCGUGUAUAUCUCACUAUCAAGGCUGGAGAGGAACCAUUCGUUUGUGAUCUUCGGAAUCCAUUUCGCAUAAUCGAUAUAUUGGUUAUAAUCACGUCAUGCAUUGUCUUAUUUUUCGACACCAAAAGACAUACACUAUUCGUGUAUUUCCGAGGCUUUCGCUUUUUCCAAGUCUUUCAAAUGCUUCGACUCGAGCACAGGUUCCGUCCCUGGCCUGUCAUGUCCUCUGUUGUGUGGCAACAAAGGGAACACUUAGCCAUCACUACAUACAUGGGAUUCCUAUCACUGCUAUUCAUAUCAUUCGCCAUCUAUUUUGUCGAGAAAGACGUGAAUCCGGCCUUUAAUAACAUCGCCGCCUCAAUGUAUUGGGGAGUCGUCACCCUUUGCACAGUUGGGUAUGGAGAUAUGACUCCCAUCACGCCGACCGGCAAAUUCUUGUCGUCCAUAUGUAUAAUAAUCGGUGUCUCCAUAUUUGCAUUACCGGCCGGAAUACUGGGAACAGGUCUCGCACUUAAGGUUCAGGAACAGCAACGGGCGCGACAAAUGGGAAAACGGAGAGCACCGGCAGCCAAACUGAUUCAGUGCACGUGGAGGUGCUAUGUGUCUAACGAGAACUCCAUGUCGACCGUCACCUGGAAGUCGUACAACAGAUUCCGUGCGCUGACUAACGAGGAGAAGACGGCCAUCCGUUUCCUACGAGUCGUCAAGUAUUUCAUUGCCCGACGAAACUUCAACACCGCUCUCAAGCCGUACGACAUAAAGGAUGUGUUGGAACAGUACGCCGCCGGACACGCGGACGUCUUGGGACGAGUCAAACACAUGCAGAAUAGGCUUAACGCUGUCCAGGCCGGAGUCAACACCAACCUCCGGGCCCUCAAUGAGUCCAAAGUGGUCCUGUCGUCGAGGAUCACCAGCAUUGAGUCGGUGGCCAUUGAUUUGCAAAACAAAUUCUCGCAAUUAAUCGACAUUCAGGCGAAGGACCGCAAUAUCAUCCAAACGUUGACCGAUAUAUUGAGUCAAAGAAGUACGCAACUCAUUGUCGUCUUCCAGACGGACAUCAAUCAGAACGAGAAGAAACUC